Messenger RNA from Saccharomyces paradoxus, 534 nucleotides. It is a transcript of the gene SCS22, whose product is annotated as phospholipid metabolism-regulating protein SCS22. The record is from RefSeq and is a predicted model, not a curated record. NCBI's taxonomy places the organism in Eukaryota, Fungi, Ascomycota, Saccharomycetes, Saccharomycetales, Saccharomycetaceae. Gene Ontology annotation, cellular component: plasma membrane; endoplasmic reticulum membrane. Gene Ontology annotation, molecular function: FFAT motif binding. Gene Ontology annotation, biological process: endoplasmic reticulum membrane organization. Bases 1 to 534 code for a protein of 177 amino acids. The transcript has 2 exons.
AUGAGGAUAGUGCCAGAAAAACUGGUGUUCAAAGCUCCCCUUAAUGAACAAUCAACGGAGUAUAUAAAGCUCGAGAACGAUGAUGACAAGAGAGUGAUAUUUAAGGUGAGGACCAGUGCCCCCACAAAGUAUUGCGUGAGGCCCAAUGUCGCCAUCAUAGGUGCUCAUGAAAGUGUGAAUGUCCAAAUCGUUUUCCUUGGAUUACCUAAAUCGACCACUGAGUAUGAAAUGAACCAAAAGCAGGAUAAAUUCUUGAUCGUUACACUUCCUAUCCCAGCAACUCAUGAAGACAUGGAGGAUGACAAGCUAUUGUCAAACUGGCCUAAUUUGGAAGAGCAAUACAAGGAUGACAUAAUCUUCAAGAAGAUCAAAGUAUUUCACUCCGCGUUACCGAGACAAAAGCCGUCUAGAAAGUACGCUUCAAAAUCAUCGAGAAGAGUGCCAGAAUCACCAGAUAAUGGGCAAGGUUUGAGUUCCAGAGCACUGCUUAUCAUUGCCGUUAUUGCUUUGCUCGUCGGCUGGAUAUAUUACUGA